This is a messenger RNA of Momordica charantia (bitter melon), 1467 nucleotides long. Its product is annotated as S-adenosyl-L-methionine-dependent methyltransferases superfamily protein. Lineage: Eukaryota; Viridiplantae; Streptophyta; Magnoliopsida; Cucurbitales; Cucurbitaceae. The record is from RefSeq and is a predicted model, not a curated record.
CCGGCAACGAAGACGAUGGAAAACCCAAGGAAUGGAGGAGACCUGAAAUCCACGGAACUGGAGCCUCACUCUUCAAGGGAAGAAUUAGAAAGCUUAAUCAAUUUGGUAACCCUGCAUUUUUACAGCUCGUUCCUCCGCUUUAUCGAGACUAAACCGUAUGCUUUCUGUCAGAAAGAUUUCCUUUCGUUCGAUGCUAGAACUUGAGUAAGUGUAUGAUCUUGACUCUUCCCUCUUAGAAGGAAGAAAUUAGUGCAAAGAUAAUUGUUGAUGCCGUCAAUCUGGUAGGAAUUAGAUGAUUAGGUUCGCUUUUAAGAAUAUUAAUCUUGACUUUAUUUUUUCUAUAUUAUGCAUGCUUAAUCCUUUUGAUCUUGUGGAAGCUUGAAUUUUAGGCUCUUAUUAUGGAGGCUGACAGGUUAAAUUCUCCCAGUACAUUCACCAUGACCAUGGAAGUCUUAGGUCAUGAAUUGCGAUUCUAUCAGGAUCCCAAUUCGAAACAUUUAGGAACAACAGUUUGGGAUGCAUCACUGGUAUUUGUCAAGUUUCUGGAGAAGAAUUGCCGAAAAGGAAAAUUUAGCCCUUCAAAACUUAAAGGAAAGCGUGUCAUUGAACUUGGAGCUGGUUGUGGACUAGCUGGAUUUGGCAUGGCAUUGCUUGGAUGUGAUGUGGUUGCGACAGAUCAAAAGGAGGUUUUGCCUAUACUAACAAGAAAUAUCGAACGUAAUACUCCAAGCUUUGCACAGAUGAACCCUUCAGAUUCUUUUGGUUCAAUCAGUGCAGCAGAAUUAGACUGGGGAAAUGAAGAUCAUAUCAAGGCUGUAGGUCCACCAUUUGACUUCAUUAUUGGCACUGACGUGGUCUAUGCAGAACAUCUCUUGGAACCACUUUUGAUGACAAUACAUGCAUUAUCAGGUCCUAAAACUACAAUUAUGUUGGGGUAUGAGAUUCGUUCAACAAAUGUUCAUGAGCAAAUGCUUGACAUGUGGAAAAAGAACUUUGAGGUGAAAACUGUAUCAAAAUCAAAGAUGGACUCCCAGUACCAACAUCCCAACAUUCAGCUCUACAUCAUGGGGCUGAAGUCUGCAGCUGGGAACACAGAGAACCCUCAAGAAGACAACAUUGAUCAGAAAAUUGAUAGAGUUUGUUCAAGUCGGGAAAAUGACAAAAAGGAUGUAAGUUGCGAUGAAACGGAUAUCCAGAAGGCGGAAGAGCCAGUUACAGAAAAUGCGGAUGAAAAAGUGAGUGACUGGGAAGUUAGAAGAAUAGGCUCGAUGGCUGCUCGUCUUCUACAAGAUGUAAAAAUUGCUUGAUCCAUUCUUCGAGAGUUAUUUUUUGCUGUAUUCAUACUUAAACUAAUAGGUUACAUUCAUACUAAUAUUAUGCAUCACUCCCGGUGAUAAAGUUUGUUUAUGAAAUAGUUGAUGGCUUUCCUUCAAUUUUUAGUGGAGUGCCGAAGUUCUUGUCCCAAAA